UCGUAAACCCUUAAACCCUUUCGUAGAGAAGAGGAAAAAGCCGCAUAAGAAUUUUCAACAACAACGCUAACUAAUACAAAUUUGCGAGUGAGUUUUCAAAGAGAAUCCAAACCCAGUUUGUUUACUUCCAAUCACACAUUCUCAGUGUUUCAGACCCAUUUUACACAGUGAGUAUAUCAGAUGGAUCACUUUGCAGCAGCUGAAGCGCAAUUAGCUCAACAGAGAAUUAGGCAGAAACUUGAGGAAGUCAACCAAGCUGCUCAAACUAAUCUUGCCCCUGUUCAAGACCAUGUCAAUUAUACUCUCCAGAAAGCCUAUUUUAAAUGCGCAUAUGAGUGCUUUGAUAGAAGCAGAAAGCAGGAAGAGAUAAGCAACUGUGUUGAGAAUUGCAGUAUUCCUCUUUCUAAUGUGCAACAGACAUUUGAAAAUGAGAUGGCAAAGUUUCAGGAGAAGUUGAAUAGAUCUAUGAUGGUUUGUCAAGACAAGUAUGAGGGAUCCAAGCUCCAACAGAAACCUGGAGCUAUGAAUGAUAUGAUUUCCUGUGCUGAUGAAGCGAUUCAAGACAGCAUUAAGAUGCUGCCGCUUCUUACAAACAAAUUGAAGGCUUCCUUUGGCAUUCCUGACAAGAGUUCUUCCUAGAAAUAUUUGAUUUUCUCAACAUUUAUCUUCAGUUGUAAAAGAAAAUUGGUGCAAGACAUUAUUUAACUAUUUCUUCCCUCAAAAAAAAAAAAUUAUUUAACUAUUUCUGGAGCACAAAAGUUAACAUACUUUGAUGAAAUUUGAAUGCUGAUGCAUCUUGUGUUAUGCAUACACAAAUAAUAUUAAUCGUUGAUUUUUUUUUAAAAA
This is a messenger RNA of Medicago truncatula (barrel medic), 846 nucleotides long. Its product is annotated as protein FAM136A. The record is from RefSeq and is a predicted model, not a curated record. The transcript has 4 exons. Bases 181 to 639 code for a protein of 152 amino acids. Gene Ontology annotation, cellular component: cytoplasm. Lineage: Eukaryota; Viridiplantae; Streptophyta; Magnoliopsida; Fabales; Fabaceae.